Molecule: messenger RNA, 2745 nt
Organism: Capsicum annuum
Lineage: Eukaryota; Viridiplantae; Streptophyta; Magnoliopsida; Solanales; Solanaceae
Product: pectin acetylesterase 9
Exons: 12
Coding region: 1402-2379 (325 amino acids)
Molecular function (GO): hydrolase activity
Source: RefSeq, a predicted model, not a curated record
AUCCGUUGGAGAAUUUUUUGUAAUGUGACGUAGAAUAAUUUAUUGAAAUUUGUCUUACCUUUUUUUUUAAAUUUAUGUAGACAUCAAAUACAAUGUAUUUUUAGUUUUUCUAUUGUUUGUAGUUAAAAGAUGUCUCCCAAAAGAAAAGAAAUUGAAAGUAGAUCAACUUCUGACCACCCAACAAAAAUGGCUAGAGUAUAGAUAGAUUCGGAUGAAUUUCCUGAACAAUCUCAGUCAUGGCAAAAUGAAACUGAGGAAAGUGAUAACUCCUUCUCACCAAUGGGGCGUGAAUUAAUAUCAAAAUCUCAGCAUUAUUCUAUCAAAACCAUUAGUAUCGACAGGUUUCGAGUUGUGAUGCCGAUGGAUAGCCCUAACAAUGUAACUGGUGAUCUUGUACUUAAAUGUCAGUUGGGGAAACGUUUUGAGGAAUGAAGGAGAAUUAUGAACAAUGAAAACAUAGGCAGACUUUUUAACAAGAGUUGUUUUGCAUACUUUCUUGAGCUGCCUGAGGACUGCACUCUCCGUUUCCCAAUAAGCAUGGUAUAUGGUCUUCUCGAGCACAGGAUCAAGUACGUGGGGGAUGAUAAAGAUCUGAAGGAGGGCGAAAAAAGAUGGAUGAAAUCUGGAUCAACUACUGUAGCAUGCCGAAUUGUUUUAGGUUGAAAGAGUUUGCCAUAGUAACGGGCUUGAGAUGCGAUCAUCUAGAAGAACCUCUCAUCAAGGAAAUACCCCACAAAGGGUCCAAUAAAUGCAAGGAAAGAAAGAUGGGUUGUUGGGCGUUGUUGGACGUAGCAGCUACAAAGCUGAGGAUUUGAUGACAGAUCUCGAGGAUAAAGACAUACUAAAGCACUACAGGGAGAAAUUAUGCUUAGUUUGGUUUGUCCAUUUUGUUUUAUUGGCAAGAGAUGUCAGGAAAGUCAUAGAAGAUGAUUUGUUUUCACUUGCUGAUGAUUUUGAGAAAUUCAACGAUUACCCCUGGGGAUAUGACAACUACUACUUGACUGUCCAAUAUUUACUGACAAAGCUUUCCACAGGAACGAUCAUAUUAUACGGUUUUUCUUGGGAUUUCAUGGCUUGCGCAUGUGAAGCCAUUCCCGCCCCCCUUUCGAAAGCUGUUCAAGGAUUACCCGGAUAAGGUUUCUCAUCCAAGGAUUCUUAGGUGGUUGGCGGCUGCAAAGGGCAGCAAAAAAAAUAUUAAGGAGUAGGAGGCUGAUCUAUUUUACACUCCGGAUGAUGCAGUUGUGCAUCCUUGGAUCGUGCCUACUGUUGAUAAGUUGGGAAUGACUUCUUUUCUUACUCUAGGUCUUGUUGAUACAAAAGAAGACCCAACGAUGGAGUUAAUAAAGAAGAAAUUGGCUGGAGAAAUAUCCAUAAGAAGAGCAGUUAGGCAAGGUUAGCCUAAUGUUGAAGCUCUUCAUGACCAACCUCAUACUGCCACAGAUCCGGGUGCUUCUUCUGGGGGUAUUGUUGGUGGAGGAGUUGAUGAUGAUAGCAGUUAUCCUGAUGCUGCUGCUGCUGCCAGUUGUGUUUAUGAAUUUCUACAACUGGAAUCGGGUGAAGAUCAGAUAUUGUGAUGGAGCCUCAUUUGCUGGUGAUGCUAAGUUCUUUAAUGGGACAUCAUUGCUUUAUUUCAAAGGGCAAAGAAUUUGGCAAGCUAUUCUUCUUGAUCUUCUCCCAAAAGGCCUCGGGCAUGCGAAGAAGGCUUUGCUUUCUGGCUGCUCCGCUGGGGGCCUUGCAACCUUUUUGCAUUGUGACAACUUCACCAGUUAUCUACCAAAGAAUGCUAGUGUGAAGUGCUUGAGUGAUGCUGGGUUUUUCUUAGACGAGAGAGAUAUAGCUCUGAACCACACUAUGAGAUCUUUCUAUGAAGAUCUUGUUUCCCUACAGGGGGUAGAACCAAAUCUCAAUCAAAAUUGCACUUCUACUCUUUACUAUCCACACCUGUGCUUCUUCCCACAGUACGUAUUACCAUACAUCAACACACCAUUCUUCAUUUUAAAUUCAGCUUAUGAUGUGUACCAAUUCCAUCACAUAUUGGUGCCGCCUUCUUCCGAUCCUCGACGGCAUUGGGAUCAUUGCAGGUUCAAUGUUACUGCAUGCAACGCAUAUCAGCUAAAUAUUUUGCAAGGGUUCAGGAAAAAUAUGCUUGCAGCAUUGAGAGUUUUCUAUCAAGAUUCAAGAAGAGAUGGGAUGUACAUAAACUCUUGCUUCACUCAUUGUCAAAGUGAGACACAAGAUACCUGGUUUGCAGUUGACUCUCCUCGAAUACACAAUAAGACAAUUGCGCAGACAGUUGGUGAUUGGUACUAUAGUAGAAACGUUAGCAAGGAGAUUGAUUGUGCAUAUCCCUGUGAUACUACUUGCCACAACAUGAUCUAGUCGAUGCAGAGAUAUGCACGCUGAUUUUCAAUGGGUAAUUGGAACCAGAAACUCAGCUAUACAAAACCAUAGACAAUACUGGUUACAUAGUGCAGAUUGAUUCUUUUAGAAGUGGGACGUGGUGAAGCAAUAGGUGUUCCUUUUAUAAGAUCUUAUAAAUAUAUAUUGCAAAUUAAAAGGUAGCAUUUUUUUAUAGAGGUUCACAGAGAAAAUGUAUACGUUAUCAUCUGCCAAAGGAUAUGGUAUAGAUCCAUAAGUCCUCCAAGUUUCAAUUUAAUAUGAUAUGCAGAAUGUCGUGUAGCCGAAUCUGAAAAUUUUAUGUUCAAAUAUCAGUCAGGGAAAAUGUAUUAAUCAUUGUUCUGUUAA